UAACUGUAUGCAUAUAUGCACUAUCUAAAGGGAUUUCACAAAGAAUUACUGGUAGAAGAUCAGAUUGGCCAACAACUGCCUUUGUUUGAUAUAAUGUCAUUGUUCAUCAAAGCGUUAAAGGAUCAUUGUUUGAAGAAACUGAAACUACAGAAUCAAGGAAUAGCAGUUGACAUGAACAAAACUCUUUUUGUCGUUACUGUUCCUGCAAUAUGGACAGAUGAAGCAAAGAAAUUCAUGAGAGAUGCAGCUAUAGAGGCUGGUAUAGGUAAAAGAAAUGUAUUGUUAGCCUUAGAGCCAGAAGCUGCUGCAAUAUAUUGUUUACAUCUCCCUGAGGGACAAAGAAAAGAAAUGAAUGACCUUGGUAUGAAAGGAGAAAAAUUCCUAGUAGCAGACUUGGGAGGCGGGACAGCUGACUUAUCUGCAGUAGAAGUAGACGAAACUGGCUGUCUGAAAGAAAUAUGCCCUCCACUUGGUGACCCGGUUGGUGGUCAGAAAAUAAAUGAAGCAUUCCUGCAAGUUUGCCAUGACAGUUUUGAAGGAAAAGGUUGGAAAGAAACAUUUAGCAAGGCAACACCCGUUGAAAUGUUGAAAAUGGAAGCAGAUUUCGAACAGAAAAAAGUUACAAUCGGUUCCGAAGAUGAAAGCGCUGAAAUGAUUGAUGUAGCUAUCCCAGCACCAGUUCUAGAUAAACUUGAAGAUAAAUCCAUUCGACUCAAGGACAACGCUUAUCUAUCGUACCAGGACAGGGAGUUAAUGUUUAAUUCCAGACGUAUCCGUGACAAUCUGUUCAAAGAAACGUGCAAAGUUGUCUAUGGGACUAUAAGGAAAGUGCUUAACAAUACUGGAGCAAAGGGGUUAAAAACCGUCGUUCUUGUUGGGGGUUUUGCGGAAUCACCCAUCGUAAUCGAAAACAUCCGGCAAAUGAUUGUUAAUGACUUUCCGGAAACCAAGGUUGUAAUACCCUCAUCGCCCUUUAAGGCCGUUCUAAAAGGGGCAGUCUUGUUUGGCCACGACCCCCUAAUAUUUAGAAGCAGAAUAAGUAGGGAAACUUUUGGAAUAGAGACAAAUGUGUUGUUUGAUGAAAAGGUGCACGAUGUGUCAAAGAAAUGGAAACACAAAGAUACAGGAGAAGACUGGUGUAAAGAUAUUUUCAGUCUGCAUGUUCGUAAAGGCAAGUCGGUGAUUUUAGGCGAUAAACAGCCAGUUAAAAUCUACACUCCUGUUUAUGAAAAUCAAACACAAAUGCGCUUUCCUAUUUACACUGCUACAUCAUUAAAUCCAAAAUACACAACUGAAGAUGGUUGUAAACACAUUGGCAAUAUCACGGUUGAUAUUCCUGAUACAACAGGCGGAACAAAAAGGAAGUGCGAAGUAAGCAUGAUUUAUGGAGGUACGGAAUUGUCUGUAAUCGCAAAAGACAAAACGACGGAGAAGGAGUUUAACGCAGACAUUCAAUUCUGUAAUAUGUAAAACUGGUGAGCGUAAACAGAGCAUAAACUGAGCAUAAACUGCAUUGUAUACUGUAGAUAUUGAAAAUUCACAUACACGGCAGAGAGGAAUUUGGUUGAGUUUUAGAAAUAGUUUGUAUUCAAAAUAAAUUUUAUGUGAAUGAUACGCCGAAAUGAGUACAGUGGCAAGAGGUGAACUUUUCUAUUUGUAAAUAAGGACACACACAUAUAUUUUACAUAUGAUAAUAUUAGAAUGGAUAUAAGUUUAAGAACUAGAUGUUCAACUGCAAGUUACCUUGUUGUUACUUCAAUGUAUUACGAAAUUUCAAACAUAUGGAAAAGGAGAAUAUAUCUCUAUUCAUAUGCUUACAAGUUGAAUGUAAUGUAUUGAUAUUUCAUAUUUAUAUUUCAUAGAUUUUGAUUUUAAUGUUAUUCUAUCAUUUACAAUACAAUAAUGUCGUAUAUGAUAUAAUUUUUCUUCUCCGUUCAGAUGGCCAUUUUGUUCAAGGCAAAUUGAGGAUGUCCAUAUAUAAGAUAAAUGUGUUUACACUUCUUGUAAGUUGGGGCUAAGUAUAAUGUGAAACAAUUCGGAUGGACAAAUGCAUUUGAAAAAUGAAAACAAAUAAUCGUUUCAAAUAGUGCAACCCGGAAGACACAAUUAUUUAAAACAACUUGCUGUACCGAAUUUAAAAAAAAAUUAUUUACUGAUAGUUGUAUUUUUUUUAAAUAUAAGUCAUGCUUUAUUCAUUUAAUUUAGUAAAUGUACAUACAUAACAUAUAUUCGAACUUUUAUAUAGCAUAUAUUAUUGCUGUAAAUAGAAUGAUUUUUAUUUGUAUUUUCAUUUAUUUUGUUUGGUGGUACACUUUUGAUAUAACAAAAAAUAGGAUGUGAUUGGGUAUAUUUAAUAUAGUGAUUGAGGGUUGUUGCACUGAUAAAGUCAUGUGAUCUGAUAUAUGUAUAUGGCAUUCUUGCUUAGUUACCUCAUGUUUAGUUAAGCGUAUAUUCGUAACUGCUAUCAAAGAAAUGAUUUAAUAUUAUUGUAGUUAAUCAUAUCAUGUGUUACUUAUUUUAUUUAACUACUGACUGUUGUUAUAUUUAUCGUAUUUAUGAUUUAUUAUAAUAUUGAUUGAUGUUAUUAUUACUCAAGUGUAUGUAGUAGUUUUUAAAAUUUGUUGUUAGAAUUUUAUUAAAUUCUUGAAGGAAAGCAAAAUUUAUUUAAUUUCCUAUAAACGGGUGUAGAAAUUGAUAAAUAAACUAAUUCUGUCA
Ruditapes philippinarum (Manila clam) is the source of this 2715-nucleotide messenger RNA. RefSeq names its product heat shock 70 kDa protein 12B-like. Gene Ontology annotation, molecular function: ATP-dependent protein folding chaperone; ATP binding. The transcript has 3 exons. The record is from RefSeq and is a predicted model, not a curated record. Lineage: Eukaryota; Metazoa; Mollusca; Bivalvia; Venerida; Veneridae. The coding region runs from base 16 to 1470 and encodes 484 amino acids.